GUCAAGACAAUAAUGAUUUUUUGAGAUGUCUAAUAAAUUUAUGAUUACUGAAAUUCUUCAAGAUCCUAUCGAAAAAUCAUCAAUUACACUAAAUAGCUCUUCAAUUGAUUCUACUCCUUUAGUUACAUAUUUCAUCAGUUCUGUAUCAAUUCGAAAUCCACAGUGUACAGUUUCUACAAUAAAUAAUUUCACAUCAAAUAACUUGGAUUUAUCCAACAGUAUUCAACAUACUAUUUCAUUCAUAGAUCAUGAUCAUGCUGUUAAGCAUAAAAACUAUGAAAUACAAAUAGGAUUGUGUUCCAACUCAUUAAACUUAUUCAAUCCAAGGGUUUACACAAAGUAUCUAUCAAAUUUAUUUAAAUCCGAAUUGAAUAAUCACUUACUCAGUCAACCAACACAAAAUGAGACUGAAAAUCAAGUUGGAUUAAGCAGCAAUAAUAAUUGUUUAGAAGAUUAUUAUUAUUAUUAUCCUCAUCAUCAUUCUAUUAAUGAUAAACAAUUAAAAGAAGAAUUUUUAAAACUUUUCAACCUAAUGAUUUCCAAACAGACUAAUGAAUAUAAUUUUUCACAACCUAAACUAUCUGAAGAUGUUGAAUGUAAAGAUGAUAAUGAUAACAGUUUGUUAUUAGUAAAUGAUACUGAGAAAAAUUCUUCACAUAAUUGUCCAAAAAAUCAAGCUCUACUGGUUACUAACUUAAUUUUAGAAGUUCUAGAUCUAUCAUCUUCGAAAAUUAACCAAACUAAUCGAUCCAAACAUCGGCGUAACUUAUGGCCUAAAAUAUUCAAAGAAUUGGAAUUCAAUUGUAAACCAAUUAUUGCAACUGAGGAUUAUCCUCAACGUAGCAGUAGUGGUAAUAGUAGUAAUCAAUUUUCCAAACCAAAUUAUCUAUUCGGUUAUGAAUCUUCUGACAGUUAUACAAGUAUGGUUGAUAUGGUUAAAUCGGAUGAUGAUCUAUCACAAAAAUGGUGUUUGGAAUCUGAUGCAAAUACAAAAGCAAAUAGUUACAAUGAAAAACGGUUGAUAAAAAGAAAAUUUCGUAAAAGCUUUCUACCUAAAACUAAUCAAACAUUUGAAUUCGAACGUAAACAUAGACAAGCUUAUUCAACAGAUCAACUUGAACGUUUAGAAACAGAAUUUGAAAAAGAUAAAUAUUUAAAACUAAACAGACGGAUAGAAUUAUCAAAUGAAUUAAAUCUAACUGAGACACAAAUUAAAACAUGGUUUCAAAAUCGUAGAACUAAAUGGAAAAAGAAAUUAUACUGGUUGAAUUCUGCAAGCCGAUUAUCAGUAAAUUCUGUUAAACACGAAAAUAGUUCAUGGUCAAUAUCUAAUAAAUCCACUACGAACAGUGAACAACAAUCUGUAGUAAAUAACUAUUAUACAAGUUUUAUACCUACUCAAUUUCAUUGA
Molecule: messenger RNA, 1411 nt
Organism: Schistosoma guineensis
Lineage: Eukaryota; Metazoa; Platyhelminthes; Trematoda; Strigeidida; Schistosomatidae
Source: the annotation of a GenBank genome assembly